Molecule: messenger RNA, 522 nt
Organism: Helianthus annuus (common sunflower)
Lineage: Eukaryota; Viridiplantae; Streptophyta; Magnoliopsida; Asterales; Asteraceae
Exons: 1
Coding region: 1-522 (173 amino acids)
Source: RefSeq, a predicted model, not a curated record
AUGGACAUUGAUGUAUCCCACCGUAUCCAGGCUGGUUGGUGUAGGUGGAGAGUAGCCACUGGGAUUUUGUGUGAUAGGAGGUUCUCAGCAAAAUUAAAGGAGAAAUUUUAUAGGGUAGCAGUUAGACCGGCUAUAUUAUGCGGGACAGAUUGUUGGGCCAUCAAGAAAACACAGGCACGCAAGAUGGAGGUAGCGGAGAUGAGGAUGUUGAGGUGCAUGUGUGGCCACACGAGGGUAGACCAAAUAAGAAGUGAGGUUUUUAGGGAAUGGUUAGGAGUGGCUAGUAUAUCGGACAAAUUAAAAGACAGGAGAUUGAGAUGGUUUUGGCAUGUGAAGAGGAGGCAGUUGAUAGAACUAAUUAGAGCAGUGGAAACCAUGACAGUGGAAGGAAGGAGGAGUAGAGGCAGGCCCAAAUUGACUUGUGAUGAACGACUUAGGCAAGAUUUGGUAGAGUUACACCUCUCCGAGGACAUGGUUCAGGAUAGGAGUGGAGACGUGUGGAUUAAGGUUAAGGACUUGUAG